AUGAAUGCAAACUCGGGACUAGGGAUUGACCCCCAUACUUACACGAGCGGUCGGUGGUUAUGUCGCGACAAUGUGGAGCGUGACUCGCGCUACAUCAGAUUCAAUUUCGAAGCGCUUUGCCAGAGGGUUAUUCAUCUAUGUCCUGGAGCAGACGCCAUCGCAGCUUGUCGAAAAAUUGAAGGAGGUUUCAAUAGGGUGUUUAUUUUCACUCUGAAUAAUGCCGAGCAGCUCGUGGCGAGACUUCCAUUUCCGUUAGCUGGGCCAACGAAACUGACCACUGCUUCUGAGGUCGCCACGAUUCGCUACCUACAAGCGAAGACCAGUAUCCCCGUUCCUAGGGUCCUUGACUGGCAUAAUGAUGCUGCAGAUGCAGACAAUCUCAUCGGUACUGAAUAUAUUAUCAUGGACCACGCAGCUGGUGUCCCAUUGCGCGAGAAAUGGCAUGAAAUGACUGGAGAUCAGCAAGUCCGGUGCAUAGAUGCGAUUUACCGAACGAUCAAAGAGGCAGUGGACCUGGAAUUUCCGGCAUUCGGGAGCAUAUACUUCAACAAUACUCUCGAUUCUCAGUACAGCAAAUACUUGGAUGACGAUUUCUGUAUUGGACCGCACUGCAGCACUCGAUACUGGGACUGUAAUCCAGGGGAAGAUAGAUAUUAUGACAACGCGAAGCCAAAUCAUGGACCUUGGACUAGUCUUGAAGAGUAUUGUGAUGGCCUCAUUGAUGCUGGCAUUUCGAGGGUACCUGCCGCCAAUACUGAAGUCGAGAAAAAGCCAUUCUAUCAUGGAUCGGUUCAAACGCACUUGCGCCUUCUAGAAGACGCCCGGAUUGUACUGCGGCAAAUCGCUGCGGAUUCUCGGAUUCAAAGCGCUGCCUCACCGCUAUUAUUCCACCCCGACUUGCAUAUGAGAAAUAUAUUUGUUUCGGAAGAUAAUCCUUCUCUCAUCACCGGUAUUAUUGACUGGCAGGCGGCUAGUAUCGAACCGGCAUUUUGGUAUUCAGAUGAAGUGCCGGACUUUGCAACAGGAGAUGAGAUCUACACCGAUACUUUCGAAUUAUCCUCGCAGUUCCUCACACCCAAACUCUCUGGGCCAAGUUUGAUGAAUGAAAACCUCUUUCGACCAUUUCGCUACUGUUACAGGACGUGGAAGGAUGGCGCAGCGGCUCUACGCCAUGAGUUGAUUGAAACAUCCCGACAUUGGAGAGAGCUAGGAUUCGAAGGUCAAUGCGCAUACCCAAUGCCUACGCCAGAAGAAUUGGCGAAGCACGAGAGGGAGUACAGACUCUUUGAAGCAGCACAGAAUUUGCGUCGUGACUUGGCAGGCUUACUCAACACCGCAUCGGAUGGUUGGGUACCUUUAGAGGCCUGGGAAGCGACAAAACUGACCCAUAAGGAACUGUUCAAUGGGAUGCUGCAGGCUGUCUUGAUCAACCCUGACCAGGAUGAUGAUGAGCCAGUAAAAGAUGAAAAGACUCUCAGGUCCAUCUGGCCCUUUGACAUUGAUGGAUGA
Messenger RNA from Aspergillus lentulus, 1509 nucleotides. The record is from RefSeq and is a predicted model, not a curated record. NCBI's taxonomy places the organism in Eukaryota, Fungi, Ascomycota, Eurotiomycetes, Eurotiales, Aspergillaceae.